GUGAUGGUGGAUCUAUGUAACAGCACCAAGGGCAUCUGCCUGACAGGACCACCUGGCCCACCAGGACCUCCGGGAGUUGGUGGGUUACCAGGACACAAUGGAUCAGAUGGACAGCCUGGUCCCCAGGGCCCAAAAGGAGAAAAAGGAGCAACUGGAAAAAGAGGAAAAAUGGGGCCACCUGGAGCCACAGGAACUCCAGGGGAAAAGGGAGACCCUGGUGAGCUGGGUUUGACUGGAAAUGAGGGCCCACCAGGGCCAAAGGGGGACAAAGGAGACAAAGGGGAUGUGUCCAAUGAUGUGCUCCCCACAGGGGAGACAUGCGCCAUACCAAAUGAUGAUACCUUGGUUGGAAAAGCUGAUGAGAAAGGUGGGGAACACCAUUCUCCGCAAGCAGAAUCCAUGAUCGCUUCCAUUGGAAAUCCAACACAAGUACUGAAAGUUAAAGAGACAUUUGGGACUUGGAUAAGAGAGUCUGCUAACAAGAGUGAUGAGCGGAUCUGGGUGACUGAACAUUUCUCAGGCAUCAGGGUGAAGGAAUUCAAAGACCAACCCUCCCUGUUGAAUGGCAGUUACACUCUCGUGCAUCUCCCAUAUUAUUUCCAUGGCUGCGGGCAUGCCGUUCACAACAACUGUCUCUACUACCACAAAGGAGGCUCCAACACCAUAGUGAGAUUUGAGUUUGGCAAAGAAACAUCCCAAACUCUGAAACUUGAAAAUGCCCUGUAUUUUGAUCGAAAAUACCUCUUUGCAAAUUCCAAGACUUACUUCAAUUUAGCUGUGGAUGAAAAGGGUCUUUGGAUUAUCUAUGCUUCAAGUGUGGAUGGCUCAAGCAUUCUUGUCGCCCAGUUGGAUGAGAGGACAUUCUCUGUGGUGCAACACAUUAAUACCACAUACCCCAAGACCAAGGCCGGUAACGCCUUCAUUGCCCAAGGGAUCCUUUAUGUCACGGACACCAAGGAUCUGAGGAUAACAUUUGCCUUUGAUUUGUUAGGAGGGAAACAGAUCAAUGCAAACUUUAAUUUAAGAACUUCCCAGUCUGUUCUUGCCAUGUUAUCCUACAAUAUGAGAGACCAGCAUUUAUAUUCAUGGGAAGAUGGUCAUUUAAUGCUUUAUCCUGUGCGGUUUUUGUCAGCUACAAUAAACCAGUGA
Messenger RNA from Puma concolor (puma), 1149 nucleotides. The record is from RefSeq and is a predicted model, not a curated record. NCBI's taxonomy places the organism in Eukaryota, Metazoa, Chordata, Mammalia, Carnivora, Felidae.